UGCAUGAGAUGUAUCGGAUAUUCCAGUGUUGAGCUCUUUUUCUGAUUUCUGAGCUGUUCUUCCCAUUCCACGAGCGUUGUUUCUCCCUUUGCUACUACUUUCUGAGCAUCUUAUCUGAUAUUCAACUCAGUCGUCUCUUAGUUUCUCUUAUCACUUGCUCUGAUGACGUCUGCGGCCGGUGCGAUCAAUCUGCUGUCGCAGGCGGCGCCGUCCGAGGUUGCCGAGAGCGUCUUUGACUUUCUGCACAUGGAGAUGGUCAACUAUGUGCAGCAGUCGACGCCGGCUGGUGCAUCGCACAAGGACGAGGUCGUGUACAAGCUGGAGCGCAUCGGCUUCCAAACGGGACAGGCGACCAUUGAAAGAUGCACCAAAGACGUCCAUCGGUUCAAGGAUCAGCUCGAUGUGAUCAAGUUCCUCUGCAAGGAAUUCUGGACCCUGGCGUAUGGCAAGCAGAUCGACAACUUGCGGACAAACCAUCGCGGAGUAUACGUGCUGCAAGACAACCGCUUUCGAGUCUUUGCAAACAUUUCCAACUCAAAACAGUUUCUAGAGAAUGCCGCUCCUUAUGCUGCGUUUGCUUGCGGCAUGCUGCGUGGCGCAUUAGCCAAUCUGGGCAUUGUGAGCGUUGUGACUGCAGACUUGGGUCAGACGUUGCCUUCGUGUUUGUUCCAAGUCAAGAUGUUGUAAAUCCCAAUUUUUCUCGCCAAUACAUUCUGUUUCUGUCUCC
Capsaspora owczarzaki ATCC 30864 is the source of this 727-nucleotide messenger RNA. RefSeq lists its product as hypothetical. Bases 163 to 687 code for a protein of 174 amino acids. The record is from RefSeq and is a predicted model, not a curated record. Gene Ontology annotation, cellular component: trans-Golgi network; TRAPP complex; cis-Golgi network. NCBI's taxonomy places the organism in Eukaryota, Filasterea, Ministeriida, Capsasporidae. Gene Ontology annotation, biological process: regulation of GTPase activity; endoplasmic reticulum to Golgi vesicle-mediated transport. The transcript is spliced from 6 exons.